AUGCAUAAUGGGAGAGCAGGGAACUCGCGGAAACAUCUCAAACUUGCACACAAAAGAGCCGCAGUGUCAGAUAUCCAAGCUGCGUUGGACAAACUGACCCUCCAUCGGAAUAUGACUCAAGUCAGUCCCAUUAUCCAACAAACAAGAGAACUGGAUUUGCUUGCAAGUUCUCCGAAAGUUGGGCCCAAGCCUCUCACCGUCCCCACCAAACCUUCAAAAAGAGUUUACCGUCGAGUUCCCGCGUCUUCCAUGUCUGCAACCUCCUACUACCUCCCUUCUAUCAACAAAACGCAGAGCAAAAAUGUUGACGCAAAAUGGAAGUGUGCCCAACAAAUACGAAACGAACGUAUCGAAACAUCACGGAACAGACCGUCAGAUGCUAAUAUCUCAGACGACGAUUACAUCACUACAGACAGUGGGAGUGACCUGACUGAUGAUGAUGACGAUGAGUUAACCUGUACGAACGACGGGAUGACUGAGCCCGCAUUCUCCGAGGAUCGACUUCAGGCUGGAUCCACGCCAUCCAAUUUGACCCUUGCUUCUGACUACGACGAAAAUAACUACGAUGGACUAACGGUCAAAGCGAAGGAAGUCUCUCUACCUCUCUUCAGGAAAGCUCCCUUUAGACAAUUGAACACAACAAUUCGAUUUCGCUUUCCAUCAGAAGACGCCCCAACGCUAAUUCCGCCAAAUACAAUGCCAAAAUUACAAUGGAAGAAUACUUCUGUCACGCCAAAAGUCAUCAGAAGAGUGCUCCGAAACUCGAAAUUCGAGCUAAUCGAGAAUGGAAAGAGUUGGAUUGGAUACUGGGGUAAGCAUCUCAAAGCCGGAAACUAUGCCAAAUUGAAAAGUAUGCAAAAAGUCAACCAUUUUCCUGGUUGCUUUACGAUUGGAAGGAAAGAUAGACUGUGGAGAACGUUGUCAACGCAAAUUGCCAGAUUUGGUCAUGGAGAAUACGGCUUCAUCCCCACUACAUACAUUUUACCGAAGGAUAGAAAACUGUUAAAAGACAAUUUUGGCCACGAGACAUUUAUUGUGAAGCCAGCUGCUUCUGCUCGUGGAAUCGGAAUCAAGAUCGUUACGAAAAUGGAAUCCGUCCCUCAACGCCGUCAAAUCAUCGUCCAAAAAUACAUCAAGAACCCGCUGCUUAUCAAUGGGCUGAAAUGGGACUUGAGAAUUUAUGUGUUCGUUUCUAGCUUCUGUCCGUUAAUAGCAUACAUAUCGGAUGACGGGUUGGUCCGAUUCGCGACAGAUCAGUACACGAUGAACUCAAAGAAACGCUUCGUUCAUCUUACGAAUUACUCCGUGAAUAAGAAGUCUGCCAAAUUCCAAGCAAGCGACGAUGUCAAUGAUACUUCGGGACACAAAUGGUCGCUGAAAACUCUCUGGCCUGAGUUGGAGAAAUUGGGCUUCCAGAAAGAUAGAGUUUGGGCCGAUAUCAAAGAUGUUGUUUUGAAGACACUCAUUGCUUCAGAACAAAAUAUAGUGACGCAACUUCACAAGAACUGCGCCAAGCAACGUAAUUGCUUCGAGCUUUACGGAUUCGACUUGAUGUUAGACCGCAAAGGAAAAGUGAUACUUAUUGAAGUCAAUGUCAGUCCAUCUCUGCAUUCUAAUUCGAAGUUGGAUGAAACUAUAAAGGGAAAGCUUAUUGCAGAUGUUUUCAAUACUACUGGUUUUACUCCUUACAAAGUCGUCAGCGCUCCCCCACUCAGUUCUCAUGAUCGUCAACUCUUCGCUCGAUGGCUGUGCAGUUCAAAGGCGCCUUCGAGGCUCACAAUGCUCAACAACCUGAGCGACUAUCACAAGCACCUAAUUCUGAAAUGCGAAUAUGAACGGCAGCGUAAAGGCGAUCUGGAGCGACUCAUACCAGCGCCAGGCGUCUGGGAUAAAUACAAAAGAUUUUUCCACACUGCCCGCAUCGACAAUGUGAUUCUUGCUGCGUUUGAGGAUGAGUACGGAGAGAAUCCCAAGAGAAGACGGCUCGAGGCCGAGCGCAUCGCUAUGAAUCUUCCUAAAUAA
Messenger RNA from Oikopleura dioica, 2022 nucleotides. Lineage: Eukaryota; Metazoa; Chordata; Appendicularia; Copelata; Oikopleuridae. The record is from the annotation of a GenBank genome assembly.